Desarmillaria tabescens is the source of this 1150-nucleotide messenger RNA. RefSeq lists its product as uncharacterized. The transcript has 6 exons. NCBI's taxonomy places the organism in Eukaryota, Fungi, Basidiomycota, Agaricomycetes, Agaricales, Physalacriaceae. The record is from RefSeq and is a predicted model, not a curated record. Bases 368 to 901 code for a protein of 177 amino acids.
CCUACACUGAAGGAUGCAAAACCACACUACGCUAGAGAAAACUAAACUCAUCAAGGGUACCUCCACGGUACCACGCUAGUGUAAUUGUAGCAGUUAAUAAAAUGCAGUAUCCCAAAAAAACAUGGCCAGAUUCAAUGAAAAAUCACCGAGAUGGGCGUUAUUGAACGUACCUUGCAGUCGAAGCGUUUACGUUGUACGAAUAAAUUAUUCCAAACAUAUAUGGAUAUCCCCCACUCCGAGUCCGUGUCCCCAUGUAGUAUAGGCAAUGAGCAAUUAUGAUCCGUACCGCUGAACCAAAGCAAUCAGGAACUGACAACACCAAGAUAUAUUAGCAGCAGCCAGAGUUCCAAGUCAACAUCGGUGAAAUAUGGACCUCAGCUUAAAUAGCCGUCCCGUCGGCUCUGUCGGUCCUCGGAAUUCCCAUCCGGAUCGAUAUCCCGUUCCGCCCAAAAAUCUCAUCCACACCCAUCCAUCCAUGCUCGUCCUCUCCAACCUAACGAACCUCCUCUCCCAGAUCCUCUCCCUCCCCGCCCUCCACACAGCCUUCACCUUUGUCUCCGAGCCCAUACGCCCCAAGGACGAAGUCCGGAUUAUCGUAGGAUUGAGCGGCGAAGUAUGGCAGGAAACGCGCGAGCAAGGGUACGGGAUGGUUGAUAGCGAGCUAGGUCGUAUCGUCGUUGUGCCUGUGGAGGACACAGCGGAGGAUCCGUUGCCGUUGAUGCUGAUUGCUCUCAAUUCGAAUGAGUCCAUGGAAUGGACGGAGUUGCAAGCCAAGGGAAAACUUGUUGCUAGUCAUCUUGCGAGGUCGCUGAGCAAGUAUCGCGAAUUUCUUGUCGUACGGAAACCUUCGACGCCGCCGACUACAUCAGCUAUAGCUUCACCUGCGCCUGUCCGAACUUAGGGUGCGAUGUUGUAUGAUUUUUUGCAUUAUACUUCUUGAAAAUACUGAUAUGUACAUCAUCACCAAUACUGCAUGGAUACCCACAUCUAUCACCUCUGCGCGUAGAAAGAUUAACUAUAGUUCAUGUAGCCAACUCCAUGGAAAUAUGCACAUUUCCAUUAGAGCAAUCUCAUAAGUAGAAUGAACAAAAUACUACCUAAAUUAGCUCCCAAUUGUUUGCUGCAACUCGAAAACCGCCAAAUGGAAGUC